Molecule: messenger RNA, 3937 nt
Organism: Lethenteron reissneri (Far Eastern brook lamprey)
Lineage: Eukaryota; Metazoa; Chordata; Hyperoartia; Petromyzontiformes; Petromyzontidae
Product: sodium- and chloride-dependent neutral and basic amino acid transporter B(0+)-like
Biological process (GO): (R)-carnitine transmembrane transport; amino acid import across plasma membrane; beta-alanine transport
Cellular component (GO): plasma membrane
Molecular function (GO): branched-chain amino acid:sodium symporter activity; (R)-carnitine transmembrane transporter activity; beta-alanine transmembrane transporter activity
Source: RefSeq, a predicted model, not a curated record
CUCUAUGCCAGUCACCGGCGGCGAGGCUCGAGCCGUGGGAAGGAACUCGAACCCCGCUCCUGGCCGCAGCGGUGGUCCGGGCACGCGUGGAGAGCCCGCGGCUGCGGUGCUGCCAACUCAGCCGAAUCAGCGACUGAGUCGUGGACCACACGAGCUUGCUGUGGGGUUCCUUGGCGACUGCUGCUGGCGACUCAUCGCUACCGAGGACAUUGACGAUGAUGAUGAUGCUGACUUAAGAUCGAUCCACGCACCUCCCUGGCAGCUCCGAUCAGCACGGUUGGCUUCGUACGGUGCGAAAGAAGUUCAGCGGACAGUAGACCACACAUAGCGGUCAAUCGCAAGGCGGCGCGCGGUGGGAUCAAACGCCGUGCCCCCCCCCCACCAGUCGUUCUCAAAAGUCGAAGAGUAGGCCAAGAGCCGAACAGCUACCGCAAGUGGAGCCUCCUCCUCUGCGGCAGCAGUGGGCGUGAGGGGGGCUUUUGCGGUGCUGCGCCUUUGCCCGUUUCUCCACACCCACAACCAACCAGCACCACCACCCCACACCUCCCUACGGCCACAGGACGCACGGACCGAGUUGGUGGUGGCGGCGGUGGUGGCGGCAACUCCCAAGAGGUCGAAUGGGCGACAGCGGCGGUGGGGUCGAUGCCGUGGCGGUUCCUGCCAAGCGCGGCUCGCGACAAGAGGAGAGCGGCGAGCGGUCCCAGGAUGACGUGAGCGGCUCCGGAGAUGAGAAUGCGGAGCGCGGCAACUGGACGUCAAAGAGCGAGUACAUGCUCUCCAUGAUCGGCAACGCCGUGGGGCUGGGAAACCUGUGGAGGUUCCCCUACCUGGCCUACAAGAAUGGCGGCGGAGCCUUCCUCAUUCCCUACAUCAUCAUGCUGGCCUUUGUGGGGCUCCCGCUCUUCUUCCUCGAGUGCUCCAUUGGCCAGUUCGCCAGCCUGGGUCCCAUCACCAUAUGGAAGGUCGUCCCUAUCCUCAAAGGCUUGGGCUGGAUGAUGGUGAUAACGUCCUCCCUCAUCGCACUCUACUACAACUCCAUCAUCGCCUAUGGCCUCUUCUACCUGUUUGCGAGCUUCACGUCCGAGCUGCCGUGGUCAUCCUGCAAGGAGUGGUGGGGAGCUGACGAAAACUGCUUCGACCGCUCAGUUUGCAACAGCUCCCUGGCAGAGGCAAACUGUUCCAGCGUCAAUUCCAGCAAGCAGACGCCCAGCGAGCAGUACUGGAACAAGUACGCUCUGCGGCGGUCGGAAUCCAUGGACGAAACAGGGGACGUCGUGUGGCACCUCGCGCUCACCCUGCUGCUGUCCUGGAUCGUCACGUGCGCGGCACUCGUCAAGGGAAUCAAGUCGUCUGGCAAGGUGGUGUACUUCACGGCCAUCUUCCCAUACGUGGUGCUCAUCAUUCUGUUGAUCCGCGGGGCAACGCUGCCGGGAGCCAUCCUGGGCAUCGAGUACUACAUCGGACGCCAGUCCAACUUCACGAAGCUGCAAUCUGCCGAGGUGUGGAAGGACGCAGCCACCCAGAUCGUCUUCUCCCUGGCCACGGCCUCCGGCUGCCUCAUCGCUCUCACCUCCUACAACAAGUUCCACAACAACUGCUUCAAGGACGCUCUCGUCGUCACCAUCACCAACUGCUCCACCAGCGUCUUCGCCGGCUUUGUGAUCUUCAGUGUUCUUGGGCACAUGGCUUACACCACCGGGCAGCCGGUUUCAGAGGUGGCCGAUGCCGGAUUUGGACUGGCGUUUGUGGCCUACCCUGAAGCGCUGGCACAACUGCCAAUCUCUCCCCUUUGGUCAAUCCUCUUCUUCCUCAUGUUCCUCACGCUGGGCCUCGACAGCCAGUUUGCCACUAUAGAGACGGUGACCACGGGAUUGGUGGACGAGUUCCCCAACUUCUUCCGCAAGCGCCGCCUCCCGCUACUCUUCUCGGUGUGCGUGUUGCUGUUCCUGCUCGGGCUGACAACCACAACUCAGACUGGGAUCUACUGGGUGAAUCUGGUUGACCAUUUCUGCGGUGGGUGGGGACUUUUGGUGGCUGCUGCGCUAGAGCUGAUUGGAAUCAACUGGAUAUAUGGUGGAAACCGUUUCAUCCGCGACAUUGAGAUGAUGAUUGGGAAGAAGUCACAGCUUUUCUGGAUUUGGUGGCGUGCGUGUUGGUUCGUGAUCUCACCCCUACUCCUCAUCGCCAUCUUCCUGUGGUCAAUCAUCACAUUUCAAGCACCAACAUACGGAGACGUGGUCUACCCCAUGUGGGCCAUUGCACUUGGCUGGUGCAUGAUCAUCUUCAGUCUCAUCUGGAUCCCUAUCAUUGGCGUGUGGAAGAUCAUCAAGGCGGAAGGUGGCACCAUCUGGGAGCGCUUCCAGGCCGUCUGCAGGCCCGAGGCCGACUGGGGCCCCUACCUUGCCCAGCACCGCACGGGACGAUACGCGCAUCUUGCGAGCUCCCAGGGCCCGCCCGACAAAGAGACCACGAACGGCUGCUCAACGGGAUCGAGCCACCCAGGCUCCGAUGCAGAGAGCCAGAAAGAAGUUCGCUACACCACGGCACUAUAGACCACACGCUACACACAAAGACAGAGAUAAGCUCCGUUACAACACAGCACUGCAGACGACACGCUUACACACAAAGCCAGAGAUAAGCUCCGUUACAACACAGCACUGCAGACCACACGCUACACACAAAGCCAGAGAUAAGCUCGCUACAACACGGGACUGUGGACCACUCAUGACUCACAAAGUUGACGAUCAGCAAAGUUGCACAUUAAUGACAAACAGAAAAAAAUGACCUCAUUUGCUUGCACUGUUUUGUAUUCUAUUUUUGGUUGGGGGUAAUUUAAUAAACAUUCAGGAACCAGAGUAUUUGAUUCCACUGUUAAGCGACCGCCUGUCCCUCGUCCCUCCACGGAGAGACGUCUCCAGCCGGCCUCGUCAUUCGGUGCGGAGUCUCGCCUCUAUGUCGCUAGGGUUGCCGCGAUAUAUUAUAUACGAUAUAAAUAUAUUAUAUAUAUUAUUGGUUCUUUCGGUAAAGUCACGUAGAAGGGAAAUAAUAAAAUUAUAAAAAUAAAACAUAAUAAAAUAAUUCUCACGACGUUUCGGCCACAACGCAAGCAGCCGUCAUCAGGUGAAGAACAGGUCUGUCGGAAAGACAGCGUCUGAAUGAGUGUCUGAAUGAAAUUAUUUCCCUUCUACGUGACUUUACCGAAAGAACCAAGAAGAUGAAUCCCUGCAGUCACGAAAGCUUUAAAUCAAAACGUAUGCACUGUUUAUUCAUAUCAGAAGCAAAGUACGAAAGCAAUGCCAUAAAAGUUUAGAAAAAAAUGAUACCGCGAUUGUCGUCGAAGUGUGAAAUUUUAUAUCGCGGCAGCCCUACAUCUAGACCAGGGGUCGACAAACUGCGGCUCUUGAAAGGACUGCUUGGUGACAGUUAUUUAUUAAGGACCCACCGUUCCGUAUUCACCACAGUGCAUUGCGGCUCCUGAAAUAUAAAGUUUUUUUUUUAAACCGAAUUCGUAAAAAACGGCUCUUCUUGUUAUUUUGGUUUCUGAGCCCUGGUCUAGACGACACACGUUGGCCCUGAGAAAAUAUGACCGGCGUCAUUGCUGCCUUUGCCGUGGGGUGUGCUCAGCACAGGGCUCUGGAGGUUUGGGAUGAUGCACGCGUCUCCCGACAAUGAUCCUCUCUCAAGACAGCGGCGGAACCCCGUGGCUCAGGCCAAGCUGCAGGGAUUGCAUCGGACCGUUCAUGGGUUGCUUGAAUGUCUCCACAUAAAAAAAGUAUUUUCUACAUCAACUCCCAUCGGGGCCUCACAGCCUUCUGGCAGUGCAUAAAAGUAGCAAGCAUUGCUUCAAGAGACGUCAACUCUGGACCGGUUUAGAUAUAGUGUCUCAUCGGCAGAUUCAGGCUUGCUCGAAUUAAACCGGUCCACAGUUUGUUUGUUU